AUGUUGACAAAAUAUUUAACAUCUUCAAAUUCAUAUAAUUUAAUAAAAUAUUUAUCAAAAAUUGGAGUUUUUGCAAAACUAAGCGAAUCAAAAUCAAUUGAGACAAGUUGGGAAAAUUUAAUGAAUAAUGCAAAAAAAGUAAGCGAUACAAAUACAUAUAAUAAAAUAAAAGAUAUAGAUUGGGAUUAUUGGGAAUUAAAUAUUCAGAAUAAGGUAUUACUUGAACCAAUAAAAUCUACAUAUAUACAUGAGACAUUAAAAAUAUGUAAUAUUUUAGAUGAAAUAGAUAAAAUUUAUACUAAUAAAGAAAAUAAAUUAAUUAAAGAUGAAAGGAUAAAAGAAUAUAAAGGGAUUUGGAAGUUAUAUAAUAUAUGUAUUGAAAAAUGUAAAAAUAGUGUAAUGAAAUCUAAAGAAAUAUUAGAAUUAGGAAUUCAAUCAUUAUGGAUGAUGGAUAAUCAAGAUAUUCAAGAUGAAUUAUCUGACAAUAAAUUUCUUGAAAUAGAUAAUUAUUGGAGAAAUUAUGUUUAUCAAAUGAGUGUAUCAGAUCCAGAAUUAUAUCAAGGUUUUGAUCCUUUAAGCAAUGAAGGAAUUCAGGAAUAUAAUACAAGGGUUGAAAAUUUUAUAGAUAGAAUGAAUAAAAGAGAUCUUAUGAAUCCAAGAUCAAAAAAUAUUGAACAAUAUUCAUCUUCAGAAUAUUAUGAUAUAUAUAGACAAGCUUUUCUUGAGCAUAUGUUAUAUUAUUUAAUACGUACUGGAGAUUCAUAUAGAAUAUUUCCAGAAAUACCACCAUGGGAAUGGUUAGUUGAUAUUGAAAAAUUACGUUAUUAUUAUAUUCAAGUUGCUCAACCUCGUAGAAGAUCUAAACAAUUAGAAAAAUAUUUGUUAUUUUUACCUUUAGAAUAUACCCCUUCAAAUUUACUUGAAGGUGAAGAAUAUUAUCAAAAAUUAUUUAAUUAUGAAUUUAAAACAACUUAUACAAUAUUUUCAAGAUUAAUGGCAUCUUAUAUGUUAUUUGUUGAACCAUAUAUUCCAGUUCAAACAAAUUCAGCUAUGUAUAGAGCUUUAUUAAUUGAUAAUGGAAAAGGACAAUUUUUUUCUUUUGGUGAUGAUAUUAAUUGUUUAUAUUAUCUCCCAAAUAGGAAUCCAGAUUUAAGAGAUAAAUUAGAAGAAAAUAAUAUAGAAUUUAAUAAAGAGAAUAUAGAUAUGAAUAUUAAUAAAAAUAAUAUAAGUAAGUUAUUUAGUAAUUUAUCUAUAUUUUAUAAAGAUGAUAUGUCCCCAAAAUCUUGUUGGGAUACAUGGUAUACUUAUUUAAAUAUUACUGGUCGUAAAUUAAAACCUGAAUAUGUAGCAAUUAAUGAGAUAUUUCUUAAUAUAUUAGAAAAACGAGGUUGUGAUUGGUUUAAAAUGAAGAAUGAAACAAUAUCUAAUGCAUUUCUAAGAAGAUUUGAAGAAACUACUACAAAAUGUAAUCAAUUAUGUGAAAUUAUAAAUGAUUAUUUAGAAGAUAUAAAAUCUAGGAUACAAAAAAAAGUUUUUAUAGAAUGGAAGGAUAUUCCAAGAAAAAUCAAUGAAAUAGAAGAGAAUUAUAUUCAGGAGAUUCAUUUAUAUAAAGAUUAUAUUUCAAGAAAUGAUAAAGUAAUAGGAUCUCAAGAAAGUCAAGAUAAAACUGAAUUAUUUUUUUCUGUAUUAAAUAAUGAAAAAAAAUUACUUGAAUUUUUGGGAAAUCAAGAUUUUAUAGUAAUAGAUGAAAAUAAAUCAAUUUGUAAUUCUCCUGAAUAUAUUAAAAGUAAGAUAAAUGGUUAA
Cryptosporidium muris RN66 is the source of this 1803-nucleotide messenger RNA. RefSeq lists its product as uncharacterized. The record is from RefSeq and is a predicted model, not a curated record. The transcript has a single exon. Bases 1 to 1803 code for a protein of 600 amino acids. NCBI's taxonomy places the organism in Eukaryota, Apicomplexa, Conoidasida, Eucoccidiorida, Cryptosporidiidae.